Messenger RNA from Coregonus clupeaformis (lake whitefish), 2491 nucleotides. Its product is annotated as LIM domain and actin-binding protein 1. Gene Ontology annotation, biological process: actin filament bundle assembly. The transcript has 10 exons. The record is from RefSeq and is a predicted model, not a curated record. Bases 685 to 2034 code for a protein of 449 amino acids. Gene Ontology annotation, molecular function: actin filament binding. Gene Ontology annotation, cellular component: plasma membrane; actin cytoskeleton. Lineage: Eukaryota; Metazoa; Chordata; Actinopteri; Salmoniformes; Salmonidae.
UCCUGGUCACCCUACCCCAGUAAAUCUCUGGAACUGCCUCUUCAACCGUCCUGGUCACCCUACCCCAGUAAAUCUCUGGAACUGCCUCUUCAACCGUCCUGGUCACCCUACCCCAGUAAAUCUCUGGAACUGCCUCUUCAACCGUCCUGGUCACCCUACCCCAGUAAAUCUCUGGAACUGCCUCUUCAACCGUCCUGGUCACCCUACCCCAGUAAAUCUCUGGAACUGCCUCUUCAACCGUCCUGGUCACCCUACCCCAGUAAAUCUCUGGAACUGUACAGGACAGUGUCCCAAUGUGUGCUUAAACACCUCUCAUUUGAGCCACAGUCUCCACAACUCUACUUUUGACACAAAAUACUAUAGUCCAUGAUAGUACAUGUAUUAAGGUGAAAUGAUUGUCAUAAAAAGAGGAAGCCCUGGUGUAGCUUUUAUUUGGACUGCAGAGAUCACAUCUGUGCUGUAAACGUAUAUCUAUAAACAUUCUCAGAUCAGAUUCUGUGUAGUCAGGUGUAAUAAGGAAGGAAAGAGGACUUUGGUCCGAGACACUGGUCUGAAGCAGUACGUAACGUGAGUCUUGUGAUAAGCUCGACGCUCCUCUGACCGUGACAAGGAGAGACGACCUGCAGACUUCACUAAAGGGGUGCUGUGACAUCAUUAAGGGGUGCUGUGACAUCAUCAUCGGCAAUGGAGGGGAGGAGUGUUCUGAGGCGUGCUCAAUCUCUACGGAGCGUCUCUACGGCUGACGGAGACAAGCCCACCUGGGCGGAGGCGGGGUUUAGGGACAGGAUGAAGUCCAUCUCCUCCGUAUCUCAGACCAGAUACCAAGCCAGCCCUUCAGUGGAGGUCCCCACUCCGAACCAUGUGGAGCACAGGACUGAGAGAACCCAGCAUCAGUCCUCCUUCUCAUCCGUCAGUGAGAAAACAAAGCUGGAGUCCCUGAUGAGAAACAAUGGAGAGAAGACCAGGAUCCAGCCCAGUGUGUCUGAAGUGAGGGAGAAGACCUGCGGGUUGACCAGCCUGUCAAGGGAGAAGUCCCAGAGGUCGACCAGCCUGUCAGGGGAGAAGUCCCAGAGGUCGACCAGCCUGUCAAGGGAGAAGUCCCAGAGGUCGACCAGCCUGUCAAGGGAGAAGUCCCAGAGGUCGACCAGCCUGUCAAGGGAGAAGUCCCAGAGGUCGACCAGUCUCUCCCGCAGUAAGUCCAUGUCCAGUCUCCCUGGCCCCUCUCCCAGAGCCGACCCGGCCGGGGGGAUCGGAGCCCUGAAGGCUCUCUUCGAGUCAAAGGUCACCAAGGGGGAGGUGAAGAGCAUCAUGGGAGCUGUAGGCCAAACACCACCGCGUCCCAAGAUGGCAGCUGCGGCCCCAGCCGUCAACGGGUUGGUGGAGGAGAGAAAGAGACCUAUAGAGGAGAAAGGGUCACUGACAGCUGUACCAUCACCUGCACCACCAGCUAGACAGGUGGGGAGUAUGACUCGCUCAGAGAGGAGGAAGACCAUCAGUGGUGUCAAUCUGGACAAGAUAUCUACAGCAUCUCAGGAUGAUGACAAGAGGAAGUCGAUCUCAGACCUCAGAGACGGCAGCUCCUCCUCCUCCUCCAACCCGGCCAGGGACAAACCGGACGCUUCUGUCUCUGUCAGAGCCAUAUCUGCUCUCUAUCUGUCCAAGGUAGCGGCUGCAGAGUCAACGGCUCAAGAUCUGUCCUCUCCAACCAAGAGAGGAGGGAAACCAUCCAAGUUCCAGCCGUGCAAACAGGACGUGUGUUCAUCCUGCCUGAAGCCAGUCUAUCCUAUGGAGAAAAUGACUGCUGAUAAAUUCAUAUUUCACAAGAACUGUUUCUGCUGUAAGCACUGUCAGAAGAAGCUCAGCAUGCACAGCUAUGCUCCGCUGUAUGGGGAGUUUUACUGUGUAUUCCACUACCAGCAGCUGUUCAGGAGGAAAGGGAACUAUGAUGAGGGCUUUGGCCACACCCAACACAAAGACCGCUGGCUGCAGAGAACCAACGAGACGCCGGGGUCUAACGGCACUGAUGUCAUAUAGAGGUCCCUGAUUGCUGACAUGGUGACCAUGACAACACUGAAUCACAGAAUCUUUGGAGUCACCUGGGUUAUGUACUCCUUGUACAUCCUGUAUACACGGAGUCGCUUGACAGUAAUCAGCAUCAGAGUCCACUUUAUAGACACAAUUACAGAGAAAUUAUAUUAUGUUUUAUUUCUGAGACAAGAUCUCUCCUGAUGAUCCCAAAAAUUAUUCUGGCUUCAUUUUUUCUAUAUCAGCAAAAUGAUUCUGAUUUCAUAUUUUCCAUAUCAGCAAAAUAUUGGGUAUUUGGGUAUUUUAUUAGGAUCCCCAUUAGCUGUUGCAAAAGCAGCAGCUACUCUUCCUGGGGUCCACACAAAACAUGAAACAUGACAUAAUACAGAACAUUAAUAGACAAGAACAGCUCAAGGACAGAACUACAACAAUAAAAGAAAUGGGACACCAAGCCUACAUAUCAAUA